Molecule: messenger RNA, 2012 nt
Organism: Aspergillus neoniger CBS 115656
Lineage: Eukaryota; Fungi; Ascomycota; Eurotiomycetes; Eurotiales; Aspergillaceae
Exons: 3
Coding region: 70-1890 (606 amino acids)
Source: RefSeq, a predicted model, not a curated record
CUCGCUUUGGGGGGUGGCUUGUGGUAGUCCACUCCGGAAAUUUACUUCUCUUUUGAGGCCCCCACAGCCAUGGAGACUGCUCCCCUGACCUUGGCUCAUACCCACGCUCGCAAUGCAGUUCUCGAGACUCGCAAGUCGAACCCCGUAGCAGCCAGCGAGGAACAUGAUCUUGCUGCGGGAGAAUUUGCCACUGCAGCCCAGAAUAGCUCGGAUAAAGAGGCUCUGCGGACCCUCCACCUGCUCGAACAACAUCACAAAAAGCUGGCACAGAUCCUCCGUUUUCAACAUGAGAAUCCUCAAAGCAAUGCAGGCCCCGGCGCAGCUGCCCAGCUGUCUACAGAAUCCGGGGCGAGAGCAUCCACCUCCACUGAUCCCCAGCAUAUCCCGCGGCUAUCUGGACACCCUCGUCUACCGUCGAGAGAGUCAUCCUCCAUCGCCAGCAACCUAGCAUCCGCACGAGGAAUCCCCGCGCACCGUGCCUCUCCGGCAUCGCCAACAAUCGCUCCCCAGCAAGCCGGGGCCAAGAUGACCGACGGCCCAAGCAAGAUCCGAACAAGCGAGUCCCGACUACGAGGCACCGCACAGAUGCAAGGGAUGAGGGAGCGUGAGCGCGAGCGCGAGCGCCACCGCACAUCAACUUCCGCUCGACAACCCUGGAUCCCGCCAACACCCAGCCCAACGGACGUCACCUCACAGCAGUACGCGCCAGCGGAGCCCUCGGAGCCAUCCCGCCCACGAGCCUCCCUCACCGAGGAACCCUUCCAAAAGUUCUACUCGACCUUUGAAGGCCUUAUCUCCAAGAUCUCCGCACCCCUAGCCUUCGCGGGCCUUCCUCUAGGCAGCGACCCAUCCUCGCAACCCUCAACAAGCCGCAAAUCCGCCCCGGACACCAAAACCGACCGCUACAACGCCGUCCCGGACCGCUCCGCCGAACCAGACAUCAACAAGCUCUUCUCCCGCGCCGCCCUCCAAGCCAUCAAAGACAACACCGGUGGCGCGAGCGGCGGAACCGGCAGCGCCGCCGAAUCCUUCUACGUGGUCCCCACAACCGGUGGCACCGUCUCCUACGCAGGGAUCCUGACACGGGCCGAAAAAGAAGCCCGAAGAAGCAGCUUCGAAGACGGAGCCGACGAAGACUUCGUCGACGCCCGCGAGACCCCUCCAUCCCCGGAACUCCGCCAGAGCCUCUCUGGCGCAGCAGCAGCACCGAUGGGCAGCAAAGCAUCCCGCACCCCCACCAGUCAGAGCGAGAAAUUCUCCCGACUCACCCAAAACCCCAAAACCAUGGAAGAGCUUCAAAUGGAGAACCAAGCCCUCCGCCAUCUCUCAGACACUCUCUCCAAGCGGCUACACAUGUGGGAAGUCAACGCCCAAUCAAGUUCCAUGGCGCUGCAACAAUCCCUGCGAGCAAUGCAUCAUACUCAGAAUGUCCCAUCCUCAGACCCUCAUAACCAAUCGCAAGUUCCUUCCCCGGUUGCGACUACCGGUGGCGCCGGCAUCUCAUCUCCCCCAGUCCCAGCAACAGACUACGACCAGCGCAUCAAAGAACUUGAGGAAAUGGUCCGUCGCGGCGAGAAAGAACUGGGUAAAGUCGGCCGCGAGAACGACAAGCUCCGCGAUGUGCUGGGGAGGUACAGAGAGCGAUGGGAGAAGUUAAAGGAGGGAGCGAAAUCGAGACGUGCAGGUGCAGCUGGUGCUGCCACUACGUCUGCUGGCGGUAGUAGUGCUACUGCUCGACCAGGUAGCAGUAGCAGACGAUCGAGCACGCAGCAGGGAGUAGUAGUGGAUACAGAGGACGGGUCAUCGAAAGCGGGGGGUGGGGACACAACAACAACAACGACCACGGAAAAUGCAGACACUUCGAAUGGUGAGCGGGAGGGGUCUGAUUAAUUAUCUUACCCUAUCUUUACGACUAUUCUUAUUCCUGGGAUGAAUAUCUCUAUAUGAACUACUUAUAUACUAUGUCCUAUCAUUAUUAGCCAAAAGCAAGCAAGCACACGAAGUGAAAUGAU